This is a messenger RNA of Uranotaenia lowii, 1904 nucleotides long. RefSeq lists its product as uncharacterized. The record is from RefSeq and is a predicted model, not a curated record. NCBI's taxonomy places the organism in Eukaryota, Metazoa, Arthropoda, Insecta, Diptera, Culicidae. The transcript is spliced from 5 exons. The coding region runs from base 667 to 1560 and encodes 297 amino acids.
UGCUCGUUCGGUGAACAACUCAACUCGGCUUGAUUCCGUACGCGCCGUCAGUCGAAAUAGAAGGAGUAUCGAUCACCCCUACUCCGACUUUUUUUUCCUGUGCUUCUCGCGUUGAUCGCCGCUGCUGCUGCUGCUGUUACUGUCGAUUGGAUACGCGAGAGGUGUUUUGUUGUGUUUUAUAAACCGAGCUCAAGGCUGUGCACUUCCAGAUCUUUAGCAAUUCAGCGCCGCCUUGCCGCAGCAUUGAAAGUGCAAAGUAGAGAAGGAAAAAAAUAAGUAUAGAAAUUUUUUAACGAUUGUUCGACAAUCAUAACCUCUUUCGGUGCGCGAAUUAAGAGGAGAAGCUAAAAAAUUGGGAGAUGAUUGGUCCCCAGUAAUAGUGGCACUGUUUGUGUUUGAGUCCAGUGCGGAUGACCCAAUCGAUGAUUGGUUGUUGGUGGUAAAGUGAAAGAAGUGAGUUUCUCGCGCAUCCACAACUCGGCAAGAUUGGCGGAAAUGAUUUGAAUUUUGAUUUCCAAGUGUUGGCCAACCGAAACGUGACCGUGAGUGUGUGAUCGAAACAUCGACCGAAUUGAGAUCGCGAUCAUCGAUCGACCGGAUCAGACAGAGAGCUCUCUACCCUCUAACGAAAAAACAGGCCAACCGAAAUCGAGGAAUGAAGUGACAAUGCAGAUCCUAUUGCACUUCCGUAAACUGAUUCUGCUGCUGGCGGUGGCGUUUGAUGCCGUGUCAUAUUCAAAUGCGUUUAUUGUUCCCGAGGAACUGCCAUCUAUUCUAUCUCUAGUCUAUUCGAAUAUACCGCCCAUAAAGAAAGGAACGGACUCCCGACUUGGAUUUGGCUUCCGAUUGGGCGACCAUGCAGAUUUCCAAGUGCAGCUUGAAUUAGGACCACAGCAAAGAACUAGGCCAAUAGGAACGUUAUCCGGCAGCAGUAAACGAGACGCUGACAACGAAAACUUCCAGCAAUCGCCAUUUACAACAUCCGGUACCGCAACCUCCGGAAAGUCCUGGCUCCAAACGUGGUUCAAGGAAACGAAGAAGAAGCAACAAUUCAACAAGGAUAAAUACCGGGAUGAGUUAGCAAAUGGAACUGUCGGCAAGGGAACGGCCUCGUUGAGCUCUGCGCCUAGCGAGAUGCCAGCUUCGCCUAUGAUCAACGAAGCUGCCUUUAACCAAUUGCAGCAGCUGUACGGCAUGAAUAAACAGCAAAAGGAUGACACCAUCGGUACGGUCUCCGGAACGGAAAUGGACGAACGGCUUUUACAACUGCAGGCCUUACGGAGGGAUACGGCUGUUUCCUUCAAACCUCUACCUCCGUCAGCCGCCGAGAAUGAGGUUCAGGGUAGCGAAUUACAGUUCAAACCCCUUCCUGUGUCGACAAUGACGGCUGCUGGUGGCCAAUCGAAGCCGACGACGAUUGAAUCUAGUAAACCUUCCCCGGCACAGAUCAUCACCCCCAGGAGAAACUUGAAAAGGCGAACCAAUUCUGGACCGAACCGAAGCAACAAUCAAGAAAAGGACAAGAUAACGGCAGAACUCUCGGAUGUAUCGCUGGAUUAAAAGUGUUGGGACCUGGUUUUUUUUAAAUUGGUAUGCGCAAGAUGAAUGAGUUUGGGUGAUUGGAUGCAUGAAGAGUAUGCUUUUUAAGGUUGGAACAACUUAGAAAAAAAAUGGAACAGUGAUUAGAAGUAGCCUUUUUGUACAUACUAAGGGUGUUCAGGAUGUGAUAUUGACUUCUUAUUUAUUUUUUCGUGAAUGAUAAACUGCGAAUAAAAAAACAACCAUCAUUUAUCAUUUUCAUCGCGAAAAAAGCUGAAGUAAUUAAGUAAUAUUUAUUUGACAUUAAGGUGGAACGAAUAAAAUUCACAGGUGCAAUCAGAGACCAAAAGAUGGAUACAUUCAAA